AAUACUAACUUUCCAAAAAGCCCAUUACCAACCUAAACUCAUCAUGCCUCCUAGAAAACAAAAUCCUCCUCAUCAACGAGCUGUUUGGGACAUAGAAAUGGAAGAACUACAUCAACAAAUUCAAAGGCUUCAAGAAAGACUCGAAGCUUUUGAGGGACAACAAGCUCAACACCCGCAAGAUGAACCACAUGAGUCAGAGGAAGAUACUGAUGACGAGAAUCCUUUCCAUCACCUAAGGGAUAAUGAAAGCUCAUCAUCAAUAGAAAGAGUUCGUCGUCGACGAUGUCCCCAACAAAAUGCUGCUCCCAAAUCCACUGACCUUGGCAUCAAAAUUGAUAUUCCAGAUUUUGAAGGUCGCCUUCAACCAGAUGAAUUUAUCGACUGGUUGCACACUGUGGAACGUGUGUUUGAACUCAAGGAUAUUCCUAACAACAAGCGUGUGCAGCUUGUCGACAUCAAAUUAAAGAAACAUGCAUCCAUUUGGUGGGAGAAUCUCAAACGCAGUCGAGAAAGAGAAGGCCGCAACAAAAUUAGAACUUGGGAGAAAAUGCGUCAAGAACUCACUCGUAAGUUUUUACCUGACCGUUACUACCAAGAUAAUUUUGUUAAAUUUCAUAACUUGCAGCAAAAAUCUUUGACUGUGGAGGAAUAUACUAUGGAGUUCAAACAAUUAAUGAUAAAGUGUGAUGUUCGGGAAAAGGACGAGCAAACCAUAGCUCGAUAUCUUGGAGGAUUGGACUAUGUCAUUUCCAAAGUUGUUCAACUUCAACAAUAUUGGACUUUGGAUGAUGUAAUUCGGCUAGCAUUGAGGGUUGAAAAGCAAAUCUCAAAGAAGAAUAUCCCUAGUACAUCAAAACCGCGGGAUUUUGGAGCUAGCAGAGGGACUCAAGCCUCAAAAACUGUUGCUAAGACCCCUACCAAGACUGAGAAGGAAGUCAGCUCGAGCCGUCAAGCUCAAUCUAACACUCAAAAGUGUUUCAAGUGUCAAGGAUUUGGCCACAUAGCCUUCGACUGUCCAAAUAGGAGAGUUGUCACCAUUAUCGGAGGAGAAAUUCAUGAAGCCUCAGAAGAUGAAGCAGAAAAGGAGCAAAAUUUGGAAGCUUGGAUAAGCCUCCAGAAGCCUCCCAAAAGCCUCAUUUUGCUUUCUCAUGCCUUCCUUUUCCACCCACAUCAUUUUCUUCCUCUUUUCUCCACCAAGGUUAAGGUGCUUUUGUUAGAUCAGUAGAUCGAGGUAGCAGCAUCUCGGUUUAGGAGCUUUUGGCACGGGACUCGCGUGCUCGUUGUAUGUACAAGCUAGGGCCUCGUGUUUUCGAUAAGGGGGCAGAUCGAUGUGUUACCAAAACCAUGACUCAGCUUUUGUUUUUGAAAAGCUUUGAAGAAGAAUUUGCCUCGUAUAAUUUUUGUGUAAAUUAGCUUUCUGUAUAAAACCUUUAAAUUAAUUAUAAAUGAGUUUAGCUCAGCUUAUUUUAUAACUUUGAAUAUUUUGGCAUUUUCCAAUAUAUAUAUGAUAUUCUU
This is a messenger RNA of Rubroshorea leprosula, 1515 nucleotides long. The record is from the annotation of a GenBank genome assembly. Lineage: Eukaryota; Viridiplantae; Streptophyta; Magnoliopsida; Malvales; Dipterocarpaceae.